AGCUACUAGUUGACUUCAAAAAAAUUGGAUUCCCCAAAUAACCAAUUCUUUUGUCAAUGAGGCCAUGGCUGACAAAACCAAAACCGCUUCUAUCGUCAUCUGCAGCUCCUCCUCCUUACCUUUCAAUCCUUUUUUCUCAAGGAAGUGAGAGAGAGAGAUCAUGAACGCCACAAGCGACUCUGGCGGCUUCCUCGGUUCCAACAACAUUGGUAGUUUCGGUUAUGGCAUUGGUGUAUCAGUUGGCGUCCUCCUCCUCAUCACAACCAUCACCCUUGCCUCCUACUUCUGCGCCAGAACUCAGCAGCCGCCUGCCCCGCCCACACGCAGGAACGCUGGCGACGCCAUGGAUCCGCCCGGCGUGGAAAACUUUGUUGUGGACAUAGGACUCGAUGACAACACGAUUCAAAGCUACCCGAAAUUGCUCUACUCCGAGGCCAAGCUCCAAAUGAAAGACUCCACUGCCUCCUGCUGCUCCAUAUGUCUUGCCGACUACAAGAACAGCGACAUGCUGCGGCUGCUGCCAGAUUGUAGACACCUCUUCCACCUCAAGUGCAUUGAUCCGUGGCUGCGGUUGAACCCUACGUGUCCAGUCUGCAGAACGUCUCCAAUCCCAACGCCCUUGUCAACUCCUCUGGCCGAGGUGGUUCCAUUGGCUAGCAGGCGUGACUGAUGGUGGAGCCGAUUGAUUUCAGUCUUUUUGCAUUAUUUGUACACAGAAAAGCCACUAGAAUACAUAUCAUUAGAGUUCUCUCCCAAAUGUUGAUGGAGUUAGACUUCCAUAGUCAAAUUAGUUUUUUCAACUCUUUCUUUGUGAUGUAGCUUGAGAUCUGGUUGUACGAAUUCGGAAUAAUUUGAGAUCUCAUUUCAUACA
Molecule: messenger RNA, 871 nt
Organism: Pyrus x bretschneideri (Chinese white pear)
Lineage: Eukaryota; Viridiplantae; Streptophyta; Magnoliopsida; Rosales; Rosaceae
Product: RING-H2 finger protein ATL70-like
Exons: 1
Coding region: 161-670 (169 amino acids)
Source: RefSeq, a predicted model, not a curated record